GUCGUCUUCUUCAACUACAACAUGCACACGCAAGAGCAAGGAAAAUCUAUUAAUACGCACGCCCUCCUCCCUUCCCUCCCGUCCCUCCCAAGGCACAGCACCUAGCUAACCCCCCUCUCAGCAGCAGCAGCUCACACGCUCGCACCACGCAGCCGCACAGCCGCACAGCCGCACAGCCAAUAUACCCCCCCCGACGCAAGGGUCCUCGCACAACAUACACAUAUGUACACGCACGUAUGCAUACCAUCCACCCACCCACACACGCACAGAGACUCACGCAGCGCCCCUGCACCACCCACAUACACGCACGCUCAGACGCCCAACCGCAGCCCCCGCCGUGCCUGCUGUGCCCCGCCCUCCCGACUCCCGCGGGGCGUAGCGCGUACCUGCGUGCGUCUGAGUCUGCAGACGGCCGUGCGUCCGUCCGAGCAAGCAAGCAAGCAACGAAGGGCGGCGCGCACCCACUCACAGCAGGCAGGUGUCGUGCGCCACAGGACGAAGAGGACGAGGCCGAGGAUGGUACCAUGGUGACGAUGGGGUUAGGUGAGCGGGCGUAUGUAGGCGCCCACCCACCCAGCCAGCGUCCGGCGUGCGUCCGGCAGGUGUCCGGCCUACCGUACCUUUGUGCGCCGGACCUGUCAGGCGCGGUUUGGGUUAGUGUCGUCUGUCUGUCGUCUGUCUGUCGUUCGCCCUACCUGCGCUGCGCUGCGCUGCGGUUGCGUCGUUCUUGCGCCGAGCUUGUGUUCCUGAGUUCUGGUCGUUGGCUGGUUAGGUGCGUGGGUAGGUAGGUGGGAGGGAGUACGGAGCAGGCCCUGCUCGGCCGUCUGGUCCAGACAGAUGGACAGAGAGACGGACGGGUACGGGUCCUGCUACGUACGGCCAUACCUACACACAUACACCUACGCAUACAGCAGCCCCUCGGUCCCUCAACGCACAAGCGGCCGCCCGAAGCAGCGACGCGCGCACACACCCACCCACAUCGAUCCAUCCAUCCAUCCAUCCAUCCAUCCAUCCAU
Messenger RNA from Aplosporella prunicola CBS 121167, 1016 nucleotides. RefSeq lists its product as uncharacterized. The transcript has a single exon. Bases 237 to 788 code for a protein of 183 amino acids. The record is from RefSeq and is a predicted model, not a curated record. NCBI's taxonomy places the organism in Eukaryota, Fungi, Ascomycota, Dothideomycetes, Botryosphaeriales, Aplosporellaceae.